CAGCUUUCGCUUUAUAUCCAAGAGCCAAGCGUAGAAUGGAAUAACUAAGGAGAAAGGGAAUUGUUUUCACAAAACAACAUAACAACAAAGUUACGGCUACGUGGCUACGCGGCUACGCGCAGUGUUAACUAUGGGGAAAAGGUUAGGAAGACAAAGGUAUGCUUGCAUUCUUAAUAGAGAUGUCAACAUAUAUUUUAAUUCAUUUUGAAAAAUCGUGUGAAUAAGUCGACAAUCUGCGCCAUAAUCACGCCAUGCAUUUAGACAAUCAAAAGACAGAAUAAACUAUCUAUGUCUUGAAAAAUUCGGUAAGGUGUUUUCUCAGAGAUUCAUCUGAGUUGCCUGCGACAAAUAUCUUCAGUUUAUAUGAUUACGUAGGCCAUGAAACCAAAAGGGUAUAAACGGAAUUGCGUGGAAAUUGACAAGGUACAAAAAAUGACUUUAUCAUCGUUAAUUAAGCGAGAGUUGCACGAGCGUGAAAUAUACCAAAAGGUCGAUAAUAAACUUUUCAUGGAAACGUUCAAACUUAUGUCUAGACUAAUGUCAACAUAUAUUUUAAUUCAUUUUGAAAAAUCGUGUGAAUAAGUCGACAAUCUGCGCCAUAAUCACGCCAUGCAUUUAGACAAUCAAAAGACAGAAUAAACUAUCUUUGUCUUGAAAAAUUCGGUAAGGUGUUUUCUCAGAGAUUCAUCUGAGUUGCCUGCGACAAAUAUCUUCAGUUUAUAUGAUUACGUAGGCCAUGAAACCAAAAGGGUAUAAACGGAAUUGCGUGGAAAUUGACAAGGUAUAAAAAAUGACUUUAUCAUCGUCACAAUAAUUAAGCGAGAGUUGUAACACGAGCGUGAAAUAUACUCUUUACAGCGCGCAAGCCUUCUUUAAAAAGUCGAUAAUACAUUUAUCACUUUUCAUGGAAACGUUCAAACUUAUGUCUAGACUAAAUUGAUAUGUAGUACGCAGGUUUUUUGUGUCCGGAAGUAUUCUUUGAGAAAUUUCAAAAGUUCAAUCAUUGUCACAAUUUAUUAUUCCAGUCAUUCAGUUUCUCCCACCCUCGCCGAAAAUUUAUCACAAUUAUCACAAUAAAAGGUAAGAGAACCCUAUAACGAUUGAGUCUUAAUACUUUCAAUUUUCGUGUGGGUUGAUGAACUGAAUUUUUUUGCCCCUUCUGAUGAUCUCCAUCAAUGGCUUGUUUAUUAAGCAACCGGCUUCUUUUUCACUGUCAAGUGCAAUCAAUGUCACUUAAAAUAAACGCUUGUUAAUAACUGUUUUUGACGAAGCAACUGACGAUUGCAUUGUAACUUUCAGAGAGAAGAGUAAACACCUCGUGCCAGCCCAGCGUCUUGUUGGUUUUUCAGGCGAAGUGUUUUGUAGAAAGUUGAAACCCUUGAGAAGAUCACGUUCGGACAAGAUCCGAGAAGCAGUUUUGGAGGAGAACUACCAAGACAAGGUAUAAAGAUUGUUGAGGUUGCCUUCUUCGUUUUCUUGAUAUGAGCUCCGGCAGACUUAAUACUAAAUAACAUUAUUUCAUUGAAGCAUUUUUAUUUUGUUAUACUGGCACUACUCAGGCUAUGUUACUUAAUUAUCAACCACGCUGCUGUUAGUGACAUUUCCCCAUCCGCUGGACUCCCUUGCUGCGAGGGACAGUACAUUCAAACAUUACAUCUUAAACGGCUCUUAUAUUUUGCAUUAUUUAUUUAUUUAUUAUUUAUUUAUAACAACUUUAUUAGUAAUAAUCAAUACAAAAAGGCUGCCAUCAGGGAGGAACUGAAUCCUCAUGUAAGAUGACCCCCUAAAAAUAUCUAUCUUAAUUAUGUAAUUAAGCUCUGAGGAAAAAGGGAGUAUUUCCCAGCUAAGGGUUUGAUAUCUGGUUGUACAUUUAUGGAUUUAACAGGUUUCACUUGACAUUGCUUGCUAGCUUGCACUCAUUAAUAUUUCACCAGCCGAGUUAUUCUAGUAUGGUAUUGUCCCUAAAUACAAAUGACUGCAACUCGGAUCAAAAACCCACCACUAAGAAAUAACAUUCUUUUUAUAUUUACUACUUGUUAUGUGUUGCUUUUGAUAAGUUAAAUGGUAUAAAGAUUAAAGCUUAUUUUAAGUUGUAGAUGUAUUAAAUCACGUGAUAAAUUUAUUACCUCUGAUAUUACUCUAAUUUUUAUUACAAAGUGCAAUAACCUUGCUCGGUGUGUGAAAAACCAUGGACACUUGUUGGAUUUAAUGUCACAAAUGACAUGUUGCAAUGGAGAGGAGUUUUGUGGUGCAACUCUGUGUCUGGUAAAAACAUCAGUUUUAAUUACUUGAUUAAAUAUUUAGCACAGUUGGUCAGGCCAGGGAGGUUGAAAUUUUUCAGUUUACUUGUUCUAUUAUUGUAUUUAUACUACUACAUGAGAAAUUUCUGCAAUUUGAUUGACUUAGAGCAGUGGUAUUUCAGCUUAAUUUGAAAUACCCACAUGUGAAAAUUACAAACCUUUUGCAGGUAGUAUAAACAAAUAAUAGCAUGAUUUGUACGUGAUAUUUGGCAUAAAUACCACUAGUGAUAUUUCAAAAUUGUCUCAAAUUUCAUUACGUAUAACAAUUUCGAAAUAUCACUCAUGGUAUUUAUGCCAAAUAUCACUACAAAUCAUGCUAUUACCUAUACUAAUAAUAUUAUUAUAGUUUUUGUCUGCUAUUGGCAUUAAGAUCUGCAGAAACAAGCUCAUACAAAUAAUUUGUUUAAAAAACAAAUGCGAUUCAACAGUGUGUUAUUGGAUUUAAUGCGUUUGUAAUAUACACAAUUAAAAAAUAAAAUCUGCCAUUCUGAUGCAAAAAAAUCACACGUAAAACAUCUUUCCACUGUUAUUGGUAAAAUACUCUGAUGGGAGUGGGAGCUUAACAGGGAUGGGCAGGGGGGUCGUAUUUUCAGGACUAGACUUGAAUAGAGAGGAGAAGUGUGAUGUACAUCACCUUACCAUAUGGCAACAAAAUGUUUGGAUCACAACAAUAGGGAGCUUUAAGCAACAAUGAUGGCGCCGGCAACAGCAUCAAGAACAGCAAAAAAUCCUUGGGUUUAUAUUAACAAAACAACAACUUUGCACGUGCACCUCGCAUUAUAGCCGUCAUUGCAUGACUGCAACAUGAAACUUCCUAAUUUCAUGUGCCCGCUUCAUAGAGUAGGUAAACACAAAACAACAAUUUUCAUUUUGUUUUUUCUUUAACUUAGAUAUGGUCCUUUCGGAUUUAACCCCAGAAAAUUUUGCCAACUUUUGACAAAUUAAAUGAAAUUGAAUAAGCUAAAUAAGAUCGAUGAAGCUUGAAACAGUGUGAAUUCUCUUUUUGACUGAAUUUUUGGUUUGUUUUCAUCCAAAAAUUUUGUUACCAUGACAACAAGACACGAUGACUUCCCCUCUCUAUUGAGGGGACCUUUAGAUUAAGGGCUUAAUUUAGAUGCUAGGGAUAUAACAUAGAGGGAAAAAAAUACCCCCAAAAAAACAUGGAAUUAAUCAUAUUAAAUAUCAUGGCAAUAACAAUUAAUAUGCCUCUAUUUUAAGUUUUUUUUGUGUUCAGUCCUACAAUUAAAAAUUCACACAGAGUUGGCAUACAAAAUUAAUUUAAAAUUAUCUCUUAUGCUUGCUUAUAUUUACAGGAGCUUCAAGAGUGGUAUAAAAACAACACAUCAGUAAUUGAAUACCUUCUUGGUCAAGUUGGAUCUAAUGUAGAUGUUCUUCCAAGCCAAAUUCAAGGUGAACUCUCCUCCAUUUAUUUUUUGUUCUACAACUGAGGCUCUUACUCUUCCCUGUAUUUUAGCUAGCAUUCAGUGACCAAAAGGAACAAUUAAUACCUGCCUGAUAAAUUUCAAGAAAAAGAACCAUACUUGGCACCUGAAGAGGUUCACUGGAAAUUUGGAGGGGAAGGGGGCUUGAAGACCAAAUUGCAAGGAAAGUAUAUGAAAAUUAAGUAGCAUUUCCUGAAGGUUUGGGGUGGUGGGAGGAGGAGGGGGGGUUCAAACCAAAAAAACCUCUUUGUGGGGAGGCUAUGAAUAUUUUUCUUAUGAAAUGACAUUGAAUAUGUUUAAAGGAGUUCAUGUAGUUUUUAUAGUGUUGCAGUAACUUUGAGGUAUACGGUGUCAUGUACCAAAUUAUCCUAAUGAAACUCUGUUUGGUUUGUGUGCAGUUUAAAUUGGUAUUCUUUAAACUCUAUGCAAAUUCUCUCAAGCAUUUCAGUGGUUUAACUUUGGUUUUGUAUUAUAGCCAGUUAUAUGUUGAGCUGCUAUUUAAUUUUUUAUCAUUAUUCGGCAGUUUCCUUAAGUGAAAUUUUACACAAAGAUAAAAAGCUAAGGAACAAGUUGGAGAAAGUCUUUUGGCCUGGCAAGCAGAAGGGAAAACUUAAGGUAAAAUAGACAAUUUUCAUUUUAAAGUAAUUUUAUGCACAUUGAACUUAAUGAUAUUAAAAGCACUAAAUUGAAUUAAGUGAUAACAUCUAAUAUAAAUAUCUAAAAAUAAUUCAUAGUCAAAGCAUAAAGUCUGAAGAUUUCAAGCUUAACACAACUUGCAGCAGACUAAAAACAGAUCUGCUCAUUUCCUAUGGGGUGAAUAGUACAUCACCCCUACUCCAAUUAAAGGUGAAAACUUUCAACUUAUUCAGUAAGACAAGACAACAUUUAUAUUUAUAUAGUAACUUAGAUAUUUUUAUUUUGCACUCGUAGAAAUUCACAUUCAGAUUUCAAUAGUAUACACUUGCCUAAAAACACCUUUUUUAUAUGUAUGCCUUAUAGCUAUUAUCAUUGUAUAACUUGACUGGUUUCGCCCUAUAGUGAGAACCCCUAACUUAAAUUCGCCCCAUGAGAAAUCAAGAAUCUAGCUAGUAGCUCACAGUGAAUUAGCCUCGUAAAUAGUUCUAGCCCAGCUUAAAAUGUUCAGAAUAACACUCCAAUCCACCAACCAUUAUGAUUUUAAGCACCAUACUCACAUUGUACCAGUUGCUUUGAUGACUACUUCACACACUAUUAAGCCAACGUUUUGAGUGCUUGGUGUAUAUGGUAGAAUUCAGUUUUUCAAAAAAGGCUUAAAUUGACCCAGUUUGUCUCUAUACUUCACUCUUUGAUCAAAAAAAGCAACUUAAGCAAGUAAUGUAAGGAUCAAGAUGCUGUAAUUCAAGCAGUUUUCUUCCCUGAAGGUCUUUAAGGUCUUAGAUUUUGAGAAAACACUGAAUUUCCACCAACCUGCCAUAAAAAUUUCCAAACCGACAACUAAGGGAGAUUUCCUUCAAUAAUUCAAGCCAAUUCACAGGUAUGUUUUGAGUAAAUGCCUAAAUUAACAGGAAGUUGAAGUUAUACCACAGCAUGGUCAGCAUUAGUGAACUCAGAAAAAUAGCCAUUAUACAGGGGCGAACUUGUAAGGGGCUGAUUGACUUUAAGGGGCAAACUCAAUGAUAUUCUUAUCAUGAGUAUUCUCUGGUCUAUUUAAAUGAACUAACCCAAAUUUGACCUUUUUAAAAUUGUUCCAUACAUCCUAGCUGAUACCUCCAACAGUUUUGGGGGCUAUAAAGAAAUUAAAUACAGUGAAAUAACAAUGCUAACAGCACUUUUAUUGUUUUGAAGGGAAAGGCCUACAAUUUAAAUCCAGGUACUGGUGCAUUUGUGUCAAGAAAAAAGACCCCAUUGGUGUAAGUAAAACCCUGCCAUCUUAUGUUACUAAGGCCCUAAAGAAACGAAGCGGGGGGGGGUCGAGUGACUCCCAUAUGAGAGGGAGUGCUCACUGAAAGUAAACCUCUAAAUAAAAGAGACCAUGCUUGGUUAAGGCUUUUUUGGAUCUCUGAUGGAGAACUUUAUACUGUUUAUAUUGACCUAUGCUAAUUGCCCUGCACAAAAGAUGUUUAAGUAAGUUGAAAGCUGUCUUCAACAUAGUAUAGUCUUUUCUUCCAGUCAUGACCUGUUAUCUAUGUAACCUCAUUCAUAAUUUAUAAAGAAAAUACAAAGAAAAUUAUUGUUUAAUGAGUGUUUGGAAAUCAGAUGAGAAACUGCUCAUUUUUGCAUCCUUAAUUUCUCCCUCCAUUAAAAUAAUACGUACCGUUACGUUAACCGUAGCCACAGGCGGCCCAGACGUAGUAUGUGUCACUGAAUGAAUAUAUUAAUAUCCACAUGGACAAAUUAAUGCGAUGAGUCGUCGAAACUCCCAUGGACUAAAAUAGUCUAAAAGUCAAAAUAUAACAAAACAAAGCUGAGAUACCUUCAACUGAACGUAUCCUUGUCUUUCCUGGCCGGUUUAAGUGGCAUUUUGUUGAGUUUUGAAAUUGUAGGUACUAUCCACUAAAGAAGAAUUAAAGGCUGGCUACAAAACAAACAGACCAUCUCCAGGCGCCUUCACACGAAGCGCUAUAAAUUCGAGAAUAAUCGACGAAUCCGCUCCAAAUAACCAUCGGCUAAUCUGCAGGUAACGUGUGCUCCUGCUUCUGGCUCGCUUGCUCCACAAAACCCAUCGCAACUGCACAAUAAUUGCUCGCUCAUCAAUAACCACUGUUGACCUUUACGCUUCGAUAUGACCGCAAACGACCAGGUAUAAUACGCGACGUGAAUAUUCAAGCUUAGCGACCGCGUUCGCGUAACAAUGCAGCACUUGCUAUGGGAGGGAUGGUACUAUUGCUUCUAGGUAGCCUGUGUACAGCCGCCCCUCACCUCAAAAAAAUCGGAGGUAAGGGGCGGCUGUACACAGGCUACUUCUAGGUCAAUCAAUCGGGAAAAUAAUAUUGAAGCCCUUGUAAUUUUUAAAAAGAUCCAAUUUGCCCUAGGAGCACCGAAAAGAUACGAAUCUUAUAGCGGAGCUAAAAAAAUUGAGCGGCAGUGUAAAAAGUGAACAAGAACAUGUACCAGAUUUUCUCCAUAAAAAGUGAAAACCAGGAAGUUUUCCCGACGUUUCACGUUGCAGUCAUGCAAAUCAACGGCAAGGAAAUGUACAAGAAAGUGUGCUGCAAUUAGACCUAUUGUUGUUUUUCACAGUUCUGGUCAAGGGCAUCCAACUUUUAAUUUUUCAUAUUUCACUCACAAAGUUUCGGAUUCAAAAAUGUGAUGAAAGAAGGUAUCUGAAAAAUCGUCUCCUUCGUAAUACGUUAAAUUGCAUCUAAAAUUUUCGGGAAAAUAAUUCUGAAUUCCUCGUAAUUUCGAAAAGACUCAAGUUCCUCUAGAAUGGCCGAACACUGAGAUGCAAAUUUUAUAGCGCACUUAGAAUGCAUUUCUAUAGAGCUAAAAGUACUUUAUGAAUAGCUACAAAAGUGUUUUCAAUUGAAAGUAUUUGAGGAAACAGUCGUUGCGUGGCCCUGUCUCGUUGCCUUCUCCGCUUAGCAUUACACGAUAUAUUUUAUAUUUAGUAUGAGCAAACUAUAAAUCAUUAGCUUCGCUUUUAGCCCUCCUGACUAAAUUUAUGUACGCGCUGUUUAGAAUGCAUUUUUCGAUCAAAAGUACUCUGGACAGCCUUAAAUGUGUUUUCAAUUCAUUUAGGGGGAAAUCAUCGUUGAGUGCCCCUGAAUUUUGAGAAUAAGAAAAAUAAUAAAAAAAGAUAUCGCGCACAUAAAUUUUACUUUACGAUAUCUUCAGCUGUAUCUUCUAUUCAGCUGCCUAGCGGGGGCCAGAUUUUGCCUUUUUCCUGGGCGGAAAAUUCUCGUCCUCCUUCACCAGUUUGGACAACAUAUUAUGGAGUAAGACGUUGUUAAUCUAAGCAAAUAAGUCUGGUAGAGUCAAGAACCUAUGCAAGCGGCUGGACGAACAAUGUGGCAGCAGCUGAGACAGGGAACGUUAGAAGAAUUCGAACUUGAAAACCAGGGCUGCCCUGCUGAAAACUUACGGACGAUCCCGCGAUCGCCUUUUGUUUUCUGGUCAAAGCUAACGCAGCGAACCUUCGGUCAGUCGAUUGACCUAGAAGCAAUAGUACCAUCCCUCCCAUAGCAAGUGCUGCAUUGUUGCGCGAACGCGGUCGCUAAGCUUGAAUAUUCACGUCGCGUAUUAUACCUGGUCGUUUGCGGUCAUAUCGCAGCGUAAAGGUCAACAGUGGUUUUUGAUGAGCGAGCAAUUAUUGUGCAGUUGCGAUGGGUUUUGUGGAGCAAGCGAGCCAGAAGCAGGAGCACACGUUACCUGCAGAUUAGCCGAUGGUUAUUUGGAGCGGAUUCGUCGAUUAUUCUCGAAUUUAUAGCGCUUCGUGUGAAGGCGCCUGGAGAUGGUCUGUUUGUUUUGUAGCCAGCCUUUAAUUCUUCUUUAGUGGAUAGUACCUACAAUUUCAAAACUCAACAAAAUGCCACUUAAACCGGCCAGGAAAGACAAGGAUACGUUCAGUUGAAGGUAUCUCAGCUUUGUUUUGUUAUAUUUUGACUUUUAGACUAUUUUAGUCCAUGGGAGUUUCGACGACUCAUCGCAUUAAUUUGUCCAUGUGGAUAUUAAUAUAUUCAUUCAGUGACACAUACUACGUCUGGGCCGCCUGUGCCGUAGCCUGCAGUUCAGGCGUAUUUUGGGUGGGCGAAACCUUGUUCCUGUUGCAAUUCGUAAUAUUGUAGUAGCCGCCAUCUUUGAUUUUAUGACAGUGGAAGAUUGGGGAGAGUAGAAAUCGUUCCUCUCUUCGGGAAGUUUCAACAUGGCGCUUUCGCGAGCAAAUUGCGCGCUCAAAGUAAACGCCUGCACUGCAGGCUACGUUAACCGUGGAGUUUGCUUUCCUGGAAAAAAUUAACUUCUGGGGGGACAAGGGGGGAGUAUGUGGUUGGUCCGCAGGGAGCAGAGGGGUUAUAUGUGAUGGCAAGCGAAGCGAAAACUUUACAGCCGAUCCAACGCCUCUCUUUACUGUAGAAUCGACUGGUGUUACAAACCUGAUAAAAUAUUUCCUGGCGCUCGGUGGAAACGAACGUUGCCCGAAGGGCAACGAAUUUGGAAAGCGAAGAUUUCCGAGAGGGUCGGCAUUAUAACCACAUCGAUCGAGAGGGACUGAGAUUGAAUUUUGGACACCUUGUGACAUGUUAUACCAUCGAAAGACGCUUACGAUGUUUUGGUGUAUUCGCCUCCCGGGGAUUCGUCUUUCUUUUGCUUUGAUUAUAUUUGGGAGAUCGCGUUCUCGCCAACAAAGGGUGAGUAGAACGAGUAUAACUGAAUUUUGGGGAUUUCGCCCAGAAGGCGAAAUCCCGAGGAGGUACUCCAGUAACUCGCGCGUAUAUUAAGGAAAGUACUUACAGUUGAAAUAUACAGUAAGUAUGCCAGAAAAAAAUCUCGAUUUGCUUGAACAGGGGCCGCUAGGAAUCGGUAGGUAAUGCACCUAUCAAUGUAAUUCCGGCGGGGGCGGAGGCAGGGCAUAGGGUGGCCGUGGGGAUUUGACUUUUUUCAAAAAUUUUCAAUCAAAUUCUCAGCCCACGGGCAAAUCAUUCCAGUCAAAUGCAACCAAAUUUCCCCACCCCGGGCUGCACAUUGCUGUCAAUCCAAAGGCAGAACCUAAGAAGGGCACAAUAAAAAUAUCUCUAAAUAAAACUCUGCAAUCUUUUAAAAAAACGUUGCUGCAUCACCAAAGAUACACGUUCAUGUUACAGCUGCAAUUAUACGUUUUAACCAUAAUCCGUGUUACACUGCGUAGAAUACAUAAACCUUUAGGAGAAAGUUCACUUUUUGUAAGUUUAAAUAUACAGUAAAAGGUACAAAGAAAGUCAGUUUUAUCAGUUUACAGUGAAUGUAGCGAAUAAGCCAUACACUAAUCAAUUGUACUUGCAAAAAUCGACUUGGUUUCUCUUUACUUCCGUUUACUUUGAUACCACAGUAUUUUAAGAGGUUCAAUUGAUCACUAACACGCUAAAACAAACGAAAUUUAAAGACAAAACAGUGAAAUCCACUCAGCCUUCGCUUGUUCUCAUUGGCCUCCAUGACUUCCUGAUCUUUUCAAACCGUACGGCGCAUGCGUGAAGCGUGAAAGCGGGAAACAUAUGUUCGGUCUCAGUCUUUUUUGUCCGAGUCGGCAGUCAAAUAUCUCGACGUCGGGCGAAGAAAGAUUCAAAUAUCCCCUCCCCUGGGAGAACAGGAUCAGUCAAAUGCCCUACCCCAGGGCCAACAAAGACAAUCAAAUCCCCACCCCAUGCCCUGCCGCCCCCCCCCCCCGGCUUUUUCUAUUGUUUGCGCUCGCAAGUACGAAAUGGUUAGGAUGACGUAAAGACAGAAAAUCCCGAAGGGACCGCUUACAAUAGGUAGAUUUUGUGAUAUUUAUUGUGCAGUCAUACUUCGAUACUCUUUUGCGUUACGUGUUAUCAGUGAUAUUCUGUGGAGCAGUUGUUUUGAAAGUUAUGGACCAAAAGACACCCGUUAAGCGCAGAUGAAGUUAUAAUGUGUGUAUAACUGUGUAUAUAUAAACAAUUGGAGAGUUUGACAGACACGAGUUUACAAAUCUUUGAUUGGAAACCUUGCCUGACACUCUUUCUCCCUCUUUGACCGGAAAAAGACUCAGCCCUAAACAAGCAAGACGAGUGAACAACGGCUAGCUUAUCACUAGCAGAACGAUGGACGAUUACAGAAAUUCGCCGACAAUCAAAUUCUGUGCUGACUUAUUCCCUUCUCACGGAUGUCCAUCCGCUAUAAAGUUUAAAAUAAGACUAGAAUGGGCGAGCGUGAAUUGAUCAAACCUCUUUUUAAUUUCUAAGGCUUACUUUCCGGCAAAUAAAAUGAACUGAAUGUAAAAACUGAAAGAGAAAUAGCGAAAAAUUCAACUUCCAAUUAAGUCUUUUCUUAUGGUUUAGAAUAAACUAUUCUGGAACCUGGAAUGUUUUGAUCAAGCUGUGUAAAUCGAACUGAAACUGUGCAUGGAACCUUGCGUUUCCUGUAUUUAUCUCACCUAUUGUAUGGAAUAUGUGUGAAAAUCUUCGUCUGUUAUGAAGCGGUAUAUUUCAAAGAGCUACACAACGACCAAGAAUACUAUUGACCGACAAUAUACUGAGCGGGGGCAGCUGUAGUGUCAACUAUUACUAGCAUAUACCAGGUUUAAAAGUUGAUCGAAUGACGGUUUGCUCGAUUAGUUUAAUUCACAGUAUAAAAGCAAAGGCAAUGCGUGGUAUCAACCGUAAACUUUAACUACAAUCAACAAUCAAGGUCACAAAUAACUCCUCUGCACCCUGUGAUGACUGUUGUGAUUAGGCAUAGGGAACCCAAGCUCUUAUUUGUAAGCUGCAAAUGGAAAUUAAAUAAGAGAUAAGAAAUCUUACCUGUUUUGUUCUAUUCUUGAAUCUGCUGCGGUGCGAAGUGAAAUGGGAGUUGUUUUACGAUGUGAAGGCGAUGUUCAAGUCGACGCUUUGACCGUUGUUGAUUUCAUAAUGCUUCAUGUGGUUUGUCUCGCGUUUUUCUGUUGGUGUUACGCGGUUGUUAUUCAUUGUUGGUUAUUAAUUUACUAACAAUAAAUUAAUAACCAACAAUGAAACGCGAGACGAUAAUAACAUCCGCGUGACACCAACAGUGAAAUCGCGAGACAAACCAUCGUUAAAGUAUUAUGAAAUCAGCAACGGUCAAAGCGUCGACUUGAACGUGGUUUUCGCAUCGUAGAACAACUUCCAUUUUACUUCACACCGUAGCAGAUUCAAGGUUUUAUCUCUUAUUUAAUUUCCAGUUGCAGUUUACAAAUAAGAGCGUGGGUUCCCUGUAGAUUAGGGUUUAUAAGCACCUAAGCAAUGACUGUAGUGAUUAGGGUUAAACACUGAAAAUGGUGCCGAUUAAGGCUAUAAGCACUGAUUAGGGUUAAUCACUUAUUCGGAUUUGGUUAGCUUUCAUUUGUUGUUAGGGUUCUCCCUAUAAUCAAAUCAACUUCUACUAGGCGGCAGUUCCUUCGUGGUCUAGUGGAUAGGGCGAUGGAUUGGGGACCCAGCGUGCCGGGUUCGAUCCCGCUUGACAUAUUUCUUACUGCCUCUUUUUAGUUUAAAAUUGAAGACACUUAGGCUUUCAUGAAAUUUCUUGGGCAAAAAUUUGAAAAUCCUAGGGCCUGUUUACAUGGAGUGGGGGACCCCGGUCUAGUGGGGUUGGUUUCUUUUGUUUUCACGCUCUGGGGGACACAAAACAAAAGAAACUUACCCCACUAGACCGGGGUCCCCCGCUCCAUGUAAACAGGGUCUAAGAAAAAGACUUAAGAAAUUGGAUGUAAGCGUCAGCGAGAGGGAUAACCCUAUUUAGUAAAAUCCAACUAGUGGUCUAUUAUUAAUGCUGCGUUCUGAUUGGUUGAGCUACUAGCAGUGUACUAGGCUACUAGGCCACUACUAGGCUAUAUGUUAUAGCCCACUAGUAGCGAAAAGCGCCAGCUUUGAAAGCCAGAACAAUAGCGGCUGAAUCGCAUUUUGCUAGCUAAAGUUGUUUUGUCUCGAUAUUUUUUACCAUCUAGUUGGAUUUUACUAAAACAGGAGCCCAUAACCCGGGGCGAGCAACUUACAUGCGCUCGUGUUUCGGCGUUUUCAUGGACCAGUUUAUUUUUAGACUUAAGAAUUACAUUUUUUGCCUUUUAAUAACGUUAAGUUUUCCUCUUUGAUAUCUUAUACUUCAAAUGCGCUUAUAGAGGACAUGGUGGAGAUUCUAUUUUUUCGGGAAAAAGUGUAGCCUGCGUAGCAGGCGCUAAAAAGUGCCCUAAAAUGUAUGUAAAAAAUUCGAUGCCAUGGUCAUCAUCAUCAAUCUUUAUUUAUACACGAAAUCGUAUCAUUUUACAUGGUCUUCCUAGGAAUCGUGUUUAAAACUAGACUAAAAUACUCUAAGGAACUAUUGACUAUAAUGUUAAAAAUACAAAAACUUACAUUAUGAAUAAUAAGAGUUACAAUGGGUCAUGGAGUAUUAGAAAAAUCUUUCGAAUGAAUUGAAGUUUUAAAAACAUUUAAACUAGGCAGUUUUCUGAUCUCUGAGGGAAUCUUGUUCCACAGAACAGAUCCUCUGUAGUGUAGGCUCCCUUUUGCAGACUCAGUUCUGGGUCUGGGGACAUAAUAAUUUAACUCAGAAUUUCUAAGAUUGUGUGAAUGUAUAUUUGAGGUGUUGGUAAAGAUCCGCCUCAGAUACGAUGGGGAAAGAUUAUUAUGGAUUUUAUACAUUGUCACAGCCAACUGUUUAAGUCUGACAUAUUCUAGCCUUUCCCAGCCAAGCUCAUCCAACAAAACACUUGAGCGAACGUCAUAGUUAGAAAAGGUGAGAAUUCUAGCAGCCCUAUUCUGCAGCUUUUGAAGUUUGUCUGCUAGUCCCUUAUUGAUAUUACCCCAUACGGCAGCACAGUAAUUAAAAUAUGGCAUUACCAGUGCAUUGUACAUAUUCACUCUAGUAUCAAAUGGUAUAAAAUGACUUACACGCCUUAAGAUAGCAAUACCAGCGGAUAUUUUCUUUGAAAUGGUAUGAAUGUGUGGGCGCCAAUUCAAAGAUUCAUCAAUUUGAACUACAAGGGAUUUAUGUUUAAUUACUCUUUCUAAGGGUGUAUUAUUGACUUUGACUGUGAAGUCACUAUUUAUUUGGGAUAACUUGAAUUGGCUCCCUAUAAGCAUGUAUUUAGUCUUCUUAACAUUUAAAGUUAAUUUGUUUGCUGACAGCCAUGACUGGAUUAAAUUCAUAUCAUAAUUCAUUUUAUGUUCAAGGACACAUGGGUCUUCUGCAGAUGUGGUAAGGGUAGUAUCAUCUGCAUACAUUCUGGGUUUUGAAAACAAAUUACAUGAAGGGAGAUCAUUAAUAUAAAUAGUGAAUAAGAGAGGGCCUAAAAUAGACCCCUGUGGAAUACCACAUGUUAUAGUACAGAAAUCAGAUUGUACUCCGUCAAUGAAUGUUUGUUGCUUUCGGUCAGAUAGAUAGGACUGGAACCAGUUAAGAGAUUGAGAACUGACCCCAUAGAGUUUAAGCUUUCCCAGAAGGAUAGCAUGAUCCAUGGUAUCAAAAGCUUUUUUCAAGUCCAGGAAUAUCACACCAUUUAAAAGACUGUUGUCAAUAUUCCAUAGCCAUUCAUUCGUAGCCUCAAGUAAAGCUGUUUCAGUGGAAAACAUAGGUCUGAAGCCAGAUUGUGAUUCAGUUAAAAAGUUAUGAUUCAGAUUGUGAUUCAGUUAACAAGUUAUUAUUAUUUAUGAUGGUUUCCUUCAAUCCCAGUUCCGACGGGUAGAUAACUGAUGUAAUCUCCAAAACCUUCGUUGUUCACGCUGAAUAGAUCGUCUAUAUAAGGAAAGGUAUUACCAAACGAGACGGCUUUCGUCAUAUCCUGUUUUGUUGUAAGCAUGAAAUCAUACUCGUAAGUGGGGAGGAACAUAUCAGCCAAUAACGAUGCGCUGUUGGUGCCCAUCGGUAUACCAACCACUUGUCGGAGAACUGAGUUUCCGAAACGGACGUAGAUAUUGUCUAUUAGAAAGUCGAUGGCAAAGCAAAGUUCCUUGCAAGGGAAGAAAGUGUACUUCGUAGGCUUCCUAUCAUCCGUCCAGAAAGUGUGAAAGUUACUGGUGGCGAUGAAGCUGUUUCCGCUGGCGUUAAAAACUCUUUCUAGUAGAUCAUGCAGUUGAUUUUUAACUUAGCAUGCGGUAAGCUCGUAUAAAGAGUAAAAAAAUCCCAAGUACUUACCUUCCUCAUCGAAAGUCGUUUCUCUUCAAGCGCACGAAUGACAUCCAACGAAUUGUUGAUGAUCCAAAUGUUGUUAGCACCAGUCCUCUUCAGAACUGUUUUACAGUAAGCAGUGCAGUGGCGUUUCACUAGCUUAAGGCACUCUGUAAUUAAUUUAGAGAGCUUAGUGGUAGUACAUGAGCUAGAGCCCGCGAUAAACCUUGCUUUAUAUGGUGUUUUGUGAAGUUUUGGUAUCCAGUAGAUUGAGUAGAUUUGUGGAGUUCGUUCUUUCUCUUGUAAUGUAAUGUUAAAUGAGUUCUUUAGGCCUGUGGCAUCGUUCUACAUAAUUUCAUCAACUCUGACAUCCUGAACUUCAUAUGUAGAAUUAAUGGUACUUCCAGAAGUAAUUCCAAGUUCUUCCAUUAGAGUCCGUAUGUAAAAAUACGUGCAAACGAAAAUGAAGUUGUUGCCAGCCUUAUCGGCAGGAACUGAUACGUACUUACUCUGUAGCUCCAGUUCAAGUACGCCACGACAUGUCUGCUUCUACGAUUUUAUGGCACAGCCGAAGGGUAUGACGCUGCAAACUGUUGAUUCUGUUCUUGAUGAUCAGUUUUACCGUUUCAGACCAUUUCUCUAACGUUGACGCGCGGUGGCCUUCUCGUUAACUCCAUUUUUGGUGUAAUCAUCUUAUACUGUUUUUGUUAAUAUUUUUCUGUUAAGGUCCCUGUCGAUAGCAUUCUGUUCUCCAUAUUUUGGACGUUUCUCUAAUAAACGUCUAACUUUUCUGUUCUGAACGAUGCAAAGGUCACCAGUGAUGACAUGGCCAUGAGGCUCAUAACGAAAGGUAGAAGAUUCGCAGUCACACUAUGAAGAAGUACAUUGUGUCUCACUAAUCAUCGAAAUUAAUGUUACGGAAGGUUUGAUUAUAAUUAAAUAUACUCCAAAAAAUAUUUUUUUUGUAAGUAUAACUUACCAAUGGUGGGUCCUCUUUCUGAAAAUAUAUAGGUACUUUAGAUCUAACUAAUUUGUUUAAUAUGUAAAAUGUUAGUUAAGUUAACUUUAUCUAUCCGCUUAAUAUGAAAAUACAUUUAUUUAAGCGACCUGUUGGCUUAGCACUGGUAUUGUAACCAGUACGGACUUGAAAACAAUAAUCGGCCGGUAUACGAAAGGGGCACCUUUUUCGUCAUAAAUGGUAUAUAAAAGGGUGAGGGGUUGGACUUCGGGGCCCAUCCCAUCAGUCAUCAACCCCUUCCGUCUCAGUGGAUUCGAGUCCUCGCUCCUACUCAUCCCCUUACGCUCCGGUCCGAACACCUAUUCAGACUGCACUGAUUGUCUUAUUUUGUAACAGAUAAACAGGAAUGUCCUGGAGCCUCCCGGGUACCUAGAAAUUCUCCUCACCUUCCCUUAAUCAGUCCCGAAUUAAAAAAUGUUUUCAGUCGCAAGUGCCCAAACAAGGGUUAAUCUAUCAACGAAAUCGUGAGAGUGGUAAGGUUUUAACCUUCCUUGAUCGGCCCGAUCCGCCGAUUCAAUUGCGUUUGCUUAACAUAUUCGUCUAUUCAUUUACUCAUUCAACAGGGACGGUUUUCUUCAGAUGUUUGUGUAUGGCAUUAAAGAAGACAUGCCACUAGUUUUGAUGGUUAGGCAGGAUGAACCAGGUCGCAUUUUAAAAGAAGCUAUCCGGAAGAAGUGUCCAACGUUUCCUUCCUUCUUCACGCUCCUGCAUCGAGGGCGAAAGGUACGCACGCAUAUAAAACAGAGAUCGCAAAUAACUGAGCGAAUCAGUUUGACAUUUUAGUUUUUUUGGAAAGAUCACGGCUUUAGAAGUGUUUAAAGGUUAAUUAUUAGGCAGCACUUUUUGUAAAUAAAUAAAUAAUAAAUAGGGAUUUAUUGGAGGUAGCACAUCCACAAAGUUGUUCUUCGUCUACCUGAUUCCUGGUCGAAUUGGAAUUUUCCCUGGUAUUCACUAUUUUCACAUAGACCAUAAUGCAUCUUGUUUAGUUCUCAAAACUGUAUUUUCCAUAACCAUUGUUUCCAAUUUCUCUUGGCUAUUACAAAGACAAUGGUUACUCAACAUUUAAGGGGGUAAACAAGAUUGUGGCGUAUGUGAAAAUGAUGGAUAUACUACUUGUUUAUUUGCCAUAAGUGGGUUGAGUUUGUUGUUGGUUUAUCCUUCUCAGCUCCGAGAUGUUUUUCUCUGAGUAGUCCGGGUUUCCCCUCUCCUCAGACCGAUCAUUUUCAAAUUCCAGUUCGACCAGGAAUCAGGUAGACGAAGAACCACUGCGUGGAUGUGCUACCUCUAAAUCAUUAUUCAUUUAUUGAUUUAUUUACUUACAGAUUUCGGACGAACGUGCACUCAAAGAACAAGGGUUAACCCAAGAUUGCAACAUCCAUGUCCAUUUUAGUUUGUAUGGAGGUAAAUCUUCACGCAUUUUGCUUUCUCAUAGCAUCUAUGUUUGAAUUUGGAUUUGUUUUUAGUCUACGUUUUGGCCAGAAUUUUAUAGUUGUAUUUUAUCCCUACUCUUUAAGGAAUGGAGAAAGAAAAAAAUGCGGCAGAUCAAAGUGGAGAAAGAAACAGAAAAGGUGAAGGUAUUUUUACGCUAUCGUAAUCGUAAUGUAGAGGUUUCUUUAUUAAAGGUUAAAUGGGUACACUGAACCGUUUGAUUUUUUGCAGUUUUAAGUCUGAUAUACAACUAAAAUGGCGCCGCUAUGAUCACCGGUCAAUAUCUAGCUGAAACCGUUUCUAGAUAGGGCCAAAGUCACCAUCUAUACAAGGCUACAGUUUUAAAACCGCUAGAUGAUUUGCCUCCUGCAAGCUGGGAUUCUCAGAGGGAGAACUACUCCGUGAUUUAACUCGCUGAUGCACACUCUGCCGUUGAACAACCAAUAAGAAAAAGACAUAAAUUCUCUCAUUAAAAUGUCGUCAGUAUUUCAUAAUAAACGGUGACGUUUGGACGUUUUAGCCAACUUCUUCCCUCCCGUUGUCCAGGUAAACCUUGGGAAUUUGGAUUGGUAGACAAAAAGACUUCAACUGGACUUGAAGCACCAAAUCUUGGUUGAAAUGCCCCUUGUUUUGUUUAUUUCAAAUUGUCUACUUCCUCGUAUUAAGGGUCCGGAAAAACGUGUAAUUGCCUUUGAAUGCGCCUGGUGGUUACAUGGACAACUCGGCUGAUUAACCGGAAGCAGUCUGCUUUGCCGGACCUAAUGUGCAAUUCGAAUGUAGAUUAUAGUAUCCGUACUUUGACGGAGCAGAUAUAUUUCAAUCGUGUUUGUACUAAGAUUUCUUUUAGGUUUUUUUCUGUUCGUAUUGUAAGCAAACGCUUUGUUAGCGAACGUAAUUAAACGAAAUCAGUCAGGCCCGAAUCAGCGUCGUCUUAAUUAGUGCGGCAAGCAUCGUCUAGCAGCACGAAGCUUAACUACGCAUAAUCUGGGAACUCCAAAAAAUUUUUAUGUUUUAAUGUUCUUUACACUUAUAUUUUGCACGUAGCUCCGAAAAAGUGGAAAAAGGCACAAGUGGUGAAGUGGGUAUAUAACGUUUGUGAACAGUUUGAGAUUGAAAAGGAGGACGUUUCGAAGCUGACGACACUCUCAGGCGCUGGACUCAUGAAACUGAAACGACAGGACUGGUUGGAAAGGUGUCCGGCACAAGGCGAUUUGUUUUUCAACCUUUGGACAGAAAUGCUUGAGCAAUCGGCAUGGGAACGUGGAAGUGAUGCUAAGAAAAGCCCUCCCAACUCACCCAGAAAAGGUACUACUAGAUUUGCUUGCGCACAAAAUGGAACCUGCCAACAGGCGAAACAACUGCUGACAUUGGAGACCCGAGACGUUUGGGAGUUGUUGGAUAGUGUUACAUAACAACUCCCAACAAUGUUAAGACUUGCAGUGCAAUAUAUAUGGAAAGGACACGAAACCAUAACACGUUGUAAUCCUGUGAUAUACGUGACUCAAGGGGACCAUGCGUUAAAUGCCAAUGCGUGGCCCUACAAUGUUGGAAGAGUAACAUUGUUGAGCUACGCUUUGUCGAUCACGGAACAAAAGAAAUUCUGGGAAUUGUUGACUCAAAGGUUUAACCGCGGUUUCAAAUUUGUGCAACAACACGCAACAACAUGCAAUCGGGUGCGCAAACGGAAGCAACAUGUAACAGCAUCAGUUUUGGCACCUGUUGGCCAGGAAUUUUGUGUCCGCUUGCACGAAGCUUCAAAAAGCUGUUAAUAAUUGGUAGAUCUUCAAUUCUUUGGGUUGGAAGGUCACCCAAUCCUAAAAUCAAUGCAAAAAGCAGGGUGCAGUUUAAAAGUCAGCACAAGCAACAGUCGUGCAGACGUCACUGCAGACGGAAAGCACGGUCACAGUUGCAAGGGGAAACAAACCAUACUUCUAGAAACGAAUGGCAGGUGUUUUCCCACCCAAGUUACGCUUGGCCUCCGCUGAGACAUGACCAUUUCAUCCACCAUCGUUGGAUGAGGGGCAAAUCUUCGGGGCGAAUCUAACAUCAUACAUGUCCUGCUAAUCCGUGCACACUGCAUUGGGAUCUUUAGGAUUAUUUGCCGAUAAGUUUAAUUUACAAGGAUAACAUGGCCCUUUAGCAUACUGAUUCCACAAAGUGUUUUGUUUAGGAGAUGCGGAAUGUGCGCCAAAGACUGUCGUAGACGCUCUGCCCGAAAAAUCGGGCCCAUCGCCGAAAGAUUCCCCAAGGAGUAUGUCUCCAAAUGACGAGCAGCGUCAGGAAGUGUCCAUCCCAAGCGAUUCUCAGAAGAGGUAUAAUUUCUGCAAAGUAAUUUUUAGCUUUUUCGGGGAGCUAGCGCUAGAGGUGUAUGGUAUCACCACGGGCAAGCCACUGGCUAAAAGAGGUAAAAUAGCAAACUGCUCAGCCGCGCUAUCGUUGUUUUCCUUUUGGUGCUUUGCACUCAUCUCUCUCGCGCGGUCGACCAUGUAACAUUAUUUAAAAGGAGUCCGUAACAUCAUAUUUGCCAACCUCCCCAGACCCCUCCUGCUGUCGGCUACAGGCGCUCCUGAGAACUCAAGUUUGCUAACAAUGUCAUUUGAUAUCUGAGUUUUUCUAUGACCUUUAAUGCGGAAUUCCCUAUACGUGUACCAGAGAGUUUUAAAAGUCAUAAGCGUCACUCAUCUAGUGAAACAUCUGAUGACCAUUAUUGGUGUGGCCGUGAUUGCAUUCUUGUUUGCUUUUUUUUCAGUGACCAGGCUUCCGAAGGCCCGUUUGGAACGGUUGAAAAUCUGGGCAAACAUGACGAUUUCUUAACUGUCGACGAACUUUCUUUGCGGCUUCCAAAUGAUGGUGAGGUGAUAUCCGUGAAAGGAAUUUGUUCAUCUAGACCGCAAAACUCUGGAGGAGCGGGUACAUGUUUGCUAAGAAAUGAUCCUGUUAAAGGAUCAGCUUUCAUUGAACUAAAGGUGGAUAUAAGAGCUUGUCCUGAUUCCACGACACUGACCAAACACGUAAUCUCUUCAAUACUGAAUGUGAAACUUGGCGAGGAAUUAUUUGUGAAGGGGGAAAUACAACGAGUUGAAAAAGGUCUCAAGUCGAUGAAAAAAGGAUUCCAAAUACUUCCAUUUAAAAUUGUCGUGUAUUCUAAUCACCAUGCCGCUUUUAGAAAGGAUGUUAAAGUGAAACCCUCAUAUCUACGUCAGCUAUCGAUUCCAUGGCCAGUGGAAUAUGGCAUUUUCCCAGCAGAAGGAUCCACUCAAGAGGCCAUUUUUGAGGGGGAUACCUUGGAAAGCACUUAUGGAAUUUUGUUCUGUCCUACAGAUGUACCGGUAGAAAAUAUUAAAGAGUAUGUCGUGGCGCUUAAAAAUAGUCUGGGUGGAGAUAUUUUUAUUGGUGUGAACAGUGAUGGAACUGUUGUUGGCUCACGAGUGUCACGAGAUACAAUAGUACAGAAGAGAGAUAACUUAGCCAGAGUUUUGAGCGGAAUAUUGCCAAGUGUGAAUGAAGGCACUUGCUUUUGUAAGUCCGCCGAAGAAGCACAUGAGUUUGUCCAAAAGGAGAAAAAUUUUGUGGCUGCCAUGUAUCUGCAAGGUAAAGAUCCUUCUUUCGCGGAUGUCUUUGAAGAUACGGAUAAAAUAUCUGUUUUAUUUCGUAUCCAUGUGGCAAAGGGGACUUCAAUAUUGAGCUAUGUAAAGCCAGAACAUACGCAUGCUUAUAUUCGCGAAGGCACAGAAACAAAAUUGAUGACAUGCGACGACUUAUUCGGCCGCCUCGAGUCACUUGCAAGUCGCAACAUCCCUAUUAAAACCCCCACAGAUAUAAAUAAAGAGGUUAACAAAGCGUCUACGUAUGAGGCAACUGAAGAGAGUUACAACUUGUUUAAAAGAGUAAAGUUUGAAACAGAAAAAAGAGAAUUUAAAGUAAUUUUUGGCGACCCAACGAAAAUUAUCCUAAAAGAUUACGUUAAAAAAUACUCGGCGUCAUUUAUCAACACAGACACUGGAUGGGGUGACAUUCUUUUCGGAGUAGAGGAGGAUCGACAGACAAGGUGCGGUUAUGUAGUGGGAAUAGUCAUGCCAAAGAAUGACAGAGAAGAAGUUUUGCGUGGAAGCAGUGAGAUAAUCUGCAAUUUCUGGCCUCCGGUUGAAAGCUCUCAGUUUUUCAUGAAGUUUGUGGAGGUAAAAUGUGACGUGCGAAAGAAUUUGUUAAGAUAUCCAAAAACACACGUUGGAAAGGAGGAACAGUUUAUCAAGAUAAAUUUUCAAAGUAAUUCAAAUGUUCAGAAGUUCGUCAACUUCGCCAAAUCAAAAAUUGGCCAGUUUUCUUCUGUUCUGCGUCUUGAAAACAAUGGUUUUGGUCUCUUGAUGAAGGAUGCUUCUAAAGUGAACGUGGAGAACUUUAUCUCUGAGUUGGAGAAUGAAAGAAAAAUUUCAAAUUAUUUCCAAAUUCAUGUUUCUUCUCUGAAGGAAAUCGAGGCCAUAGUAAAGGAUUUAUGUGUGGUGCACCUCCACGUGAGACGCUCUCCUUACCCUAUUCAUCUCACAAGUCCUUUUCGUACGUUUUGCUUGGAUCAACAAGGGGUUGUGAUUGAGAUGAAGCCCACUCAACUUCUCGACCGUUUCGCUAAAAGACAUUAUCAGUAUGAUCCUAGCAAGCUUUUAAAUGCUGCAAACAGAUUUGAGAAAGAAAAUACGUCGUACGUUUUGAUUUGCUCUCCAUUUUUCUUUCCAAAACAUGAACGUGAUUUGUAUGGUUUGGUGGUUCCCGAAUGGGCGCUGGUGCUUGAUUUUGAUCAGACUCCAAAACAGGAAGGACAUCUUUUUAAUGUCUUCAAACCUUUGCAUGAUCUGCAUCAAGUUGAACGAAAUCUGUUUGUAAACACUCCUCUUGAUCGAAGACUAGAUGUGAAUCCAAGAAAUGGCGUAUGUUGGUGCGCGGUUCGAGGCUACGAAGACGUAGACAAAACUCUUUCCAAAGAGGGCCAUGCGUCAUGGUUGAUGACUCAUGGUCAUAAAAUGAGGACACUUAUCGAUCAGCUGAUUAGUCAUAUCAACCCUAACGAGUUGGUUGUAGUAUGCUUGUGGGAUGAUGGCCAAGAAAAGCUACUGCAAUCUGUUGAUACUCUUUUGCAGCACUUGUUCUCCAGUUGGCCACCAACAAAGGCAAUUUUUGUUUGCAGCAACACUUCAGCCGAAGCUGCAGUGUUGUCAUUACUUGUUGAACCGCUCGAGAGAGCCGAAUUUGGAGUAAAACGAGAGAACAUCUUUGUUGCCUUACCUUUUGAAAUGGCUCGCCAUGUAGGGAAUGAACUUCCUCCGCCUUACCGUUCAGAGGAUGCAUUUCAAAUUCCAAAAAAAACGUAUUUUCCAGAUGGCGACCGAACAAUUCCCGACACUUUACCUCAGACGAUUCGCCAAGCAAUCCAAGGUCAUCUAAAAAUCAUGUAUCAAAAUACUGGAGCUGCUUUCAAGUCAAAGCCAGAAGAUGAGGACAAGGUACGAGUGAAGUUUUAUUCAGGGUCUGAAAUUGACGAAACCGGCCUGGCCAGUGGAAUUGCAAUUGAAAGAGAGAAAAUGAAAGAAGUCAAGAAAGAAAUGAAAUCGCUUCUUAAUGACAAGAGAUCACAUGUUUGCUUCACGAUAUUAAAAGCCGAGAGAGGAGCUGGUGCUACAACGUUAUGCUUGCAACUUUUAUACGAGUUUCAUAAACAGUACGUGUGUGCUCGACUCCUUGAAUUUCAUGAAAGCUUGCCCACUAGCAUCGAGAAAAUAAACCACUAUACUCGACUCCCCGUCAUCCUAUUUGUUGACAGUGAAAUGGCUUACUUACCAGAGUUCAAUGAUUUUAAGAAUGAAGCAGAAAGACGAAAUUUAAACUUAAAGUUACUUAUAGUGGAAUCUGAUCUUUUAUAUAUUCAACAAUCGCCAAGCAAGAAGAAGCAAUCCAUCCCACAUUUUGUGGGGACAGCUGCUUUCAAAACGGUAGAAUUGAACCGUGAACUAACUUCAGAAGAAGCUGUCCAGUUAGUGGAUCAUUUUCUCAAAAUCAAAGACAUUUCGGAGGAGAAAAAGGCCAAGCUAACAGGGCUGAAAGAAAAAGUAUCAAGAGAGCGGUCUUUGCGAAAAUUUGCAAUUGUGAGCUUGACGGCUUUUGGCAGAAAGUUUACUGGUCUGAAAAACUACGUGGCGUAUCGCUUGGCUCAAGUAACCGAUGAGCUGCAGCUCCAGAUUUUAGAGUUUCUCGCUCUUACUCACGUGUACACGGACUUUUGGUUUCCAGUGAAUGCCUUUGCUCGAAUGGCCAAAAGGGAAGUUGUUUUACUGGAAAGAAUAUUCAACAACGACGACGUUAGAGAGCUUUUGAGCCCCCCUUCCUCAGCUGGCAAGAACACCAGAAGAAUGUCUUUUGUUGAGGUGGCAGAAGAGGUACUUAAGCAGCAAGCACAGAAGCGUGAAAUGGUGCAUACAAUUUAUUUGAAAGAUGUAGCCCUUCGACUUGCCAGAUGUGCCCUUUCAGAUCCACGGCCCAGUAAAAGAAUUGAUCGCAUUACCAGACGAUUGUACGUCACAAGUGAGUACGGCGACGAGAAGUUUUCUCCAUUUGUGCGGUCCAUGAGGGAAAUUGACCCUGAUGUAGCGCGUGACAUGUUGCAUGACCUAAGUGAAAUUUUUGAGAGAGGUUCCAGUGUCUGGGCCCAUCUUUUGGCUCACUUAGCAAAGUACUACAUGGCUGUGUACGAAAAUUUUGCCAAAGCGAUACCUCUCAUUCAGGAAGCGGUAAAGGAGAACAAGGAUGACGUACUUCUUCAUCACAUCCACGGAGAUAUAACGCGCCUUCAUGUUCAAAACUUAAAAGAUCAAGUGAAUUUCUCUCUCAAUGAAAUCCUUCGUUACGCCAUUCAAGGCAGCCAGUGCUUUGUUACUGUUAAAGAAAAGAGGCCGCUAAUGGAGCAUGGUUAUUCCUCCGACGCCCUCAUCAGGAAGAUUGUCAUGCUAGCAGCCAUCAAGUCAGUUGGCGGCUCAUAUUUUGUUGAUUUUCUGAAAACCUUUCUCAAUCGACUUAAAGCAAAUGAAAAAAUGACUUCUUGCUUGACUCUAGAAGACAAAUAUAUUCUGUCUUUGGUAACAGAGUUUUUUGCAAACGUUCAAGUAGUGCCAAUCAACGAGUUUAGUGCUAAUUUGAAAGAUGAGGUGUUGGAAAAUUUGGGUAAGCUGGAUGACCUCAAAGAUGUCUGUGAAGAUCUGAAGGAAACGAUGAAAGGAACCAGUGACGAAGACUGGGUUGAUGUAGUUGUUCUACAAACCAUGUCCUUGGUAUAUUCUUUGGAAAUUGAAAAGAAACAACUUGAGCCUCUCGAAGCCGAUGAAAGAAUAAAAAGUCUGGAAGAACUGUUAUAUAAAACAGGUUUCGACGAAGAGCCCAUGAAAAUGUGGAUAAGGUACGUGAGGCUGGGAUCGACGGUUCCUAAGCUAAAGGCGGUCCGGAAACAUAUCGACAGGUGGUUAAAGAAGACCAGUAGAAAGUCACCAAGUGCUCUGUUUUACAAGUAAGUGCUGAUUAACAGGCAACAUUUUACAUUUGAUUUUCUACGACAAGACUUGUAACGUCAGCUCUGUAGUAGCAUCAGCAACAGUAACAUCAAUAAUAAUAAUAAUAAUAAUAAUAAUAAUAAUAAUAAUAAUUACUAUAAUUAGUAGCAUAUACUAAAACAAUGGAUAGUGUUUAUCGCACGCUCUGAUUGGCUACUCAAUGUCAGGAUAUCCAGUGCCAUUCACCGAUUCACCACCAGCUCUCACUGUGUUAGUAUAUACUUCACGGCUCGGUGCCCCGACACUGAGGUGAAUAAUUGUUAUUUAUUAUUAUUAAAUUAUUCGGCUUCCGUACGAUAUUAGGUCUCGGAGAGGGGUAUCCGUCUCAGCAUUGGCGGAUACCCACUCCUCGGUGUUCAUAAUUCUUCAUAUCAUACUCAGCGUAGUCCAAUAACUGUUAAAGCAAGCUAUCAAAGCUCAGUUGGGAAUGCUUCUAGAAGUGUGCACUUCGCCUCUUUAUAAACCAAAAGAAAUUUAAGGAAAUUGACAGCCUUAAGCCUGGUUUCUAUAUAAUCGUCCCAAUCUUGUCAAUUGCCCGAGUCGUCGCACAAUGUGUUCAAACUAUUGAGAAAUUCACAGGGAAACACCUCUGAUACGAUGCGGACGAUCCGAGCCGCAGUAGUAAAUGCCUUGAUAAAACCCAGAGGUAUAUUUGGACGAUCAAAGUCAUGACUAAACAAAAUUGGGAACUCCUUUAACAGGGAGGACGGUACACUAAAAGAAAGAGACCUUUGCUUGCUAAGCCAUGGAAAAAUAAAGCUGCAAGUACGCGGGAAGUGAGAGAAACGGCAGAGCUCUUUCCUCUCUAAAAUAAUUUGACGAGCAUAAACUUUGCGCUUUCUAGGAAAUAUUCUUCCUUUUCAUCCUUUUGAUCCUUGACAAAACAGCAAAUAAGUGGUAACAUUGCGCAACUGUGACCUAUUCAAGAGAUCGAGGCGAUUAUAUAUGGACUUGUCAGCGUCGUGUCGAUCAAUGUAAAAGUUCUGGGAAUAAUUAAGACAAUCGAGACGAUUAUUUUUUAUUUAAACCAGGCAUACCGUUUUGCCCAUUAAUGCUAGUAUUGUUGAAAUAAUCUCAAUAUAUCAAUGGUAGUUACAGUUUCGAACUCAGCAUUUGGAUCACCGGUGAUUAUGUACUUCACUUGCAUAACUCUUAACAUUUCUUUCACUGUAUAUUUACUUUUAAGCUACGUUGUGGCAAUUUUAGAGGCGCUAAACGACCCCAACGAUACAGAGAAAAUGAAGACAGCAAAUGAAUGUGUUACAGAGUUGCAGCAUAAAAGAAGAUUGCCAAGGUCCAAAGGAAUCUCACAGGACCCUUCUCUUCCUCUUGAAUGGCUUCAUCCAAAAGAAGGUCGUCAAAUCAACUCGCUGGACACAUUACUGUAUCAUGAGGAUUUAGUAAGAGAUUACUUAAAAGGAGCAACUCCUCGGAAUCCAAACAGAUCUGGCAAGGAAAUAAUAGAAAAAGCUUUGUUUCAAAAGAGCAUCACUAAGUGGGAAGGAGUGGUCAGUGAGAUAUCCUCUGACUGGAAAGGAACUAUAAGCCUUAAGAAACGAAUCAACGUGUCGUUUGUUCCCGUCAAUGCUCAGCCUUUUAUGCCAAAUCAAGGAGACGAAGUACGUUUUUGCCUGGCAUUUCACUGGACUGGUCCAACCGCCUGGAGUGUUAUUUGCCAAACAGGACUCGCCAAAUCUCAUAAAGCUGCUGUACGUUCCACAGUUACUUUUCGUACCCAUCCAGGGGAAGAUGAUUCUGAUAGUGAAACAAGUGACAGGGGUGAUGAAGAGGAUCUUUCACCGCUUGUUGGACCAUCACUGCACACUAAAACAGUGAGACCCCGACAGGAAGUGCUGGCUGAUAAUGAUGAUAGUUACAAGUGGAGCCACAAAUUAGAUCAAGAAAUGCAAGGCAUUAUCCUGAAACGGUUUUCUGAAAGCGGCUACGGAAAAAUUUUUCAUCCGAAAUUUCAAGAGAAUUUGUUCUUCCAUGCCAAGCAAAUUGUUCCUCCGAUUGACAGUCUUGACUCCAUAGAGCUGUAUACGGUGGUGUCCUUUACAAUUGGAAAAACUGACAGAGGACCAAGAGCCAUGAACAUCAAAACAGUGGUAUGUUUAUUGAACACUAUUCUGUAGUGUUUUCUUUAGUGUGCAUUUUAUGAACUGCAAACUGGCGUAAAAGGAUGUUCAUGCUUGACGCGUAGCGGAUGAAAUGGUUAAAUCGUAUGCUUUGAAAAGUUUGUAACAUGUAAAUCGCGGAUUGCACCUCAGGAUAAUUAUUCUUUUUUUAUCAACUUGUAACGGUACGUGACGGACCUAAAGAAAACCAAGAUGACUCAUUUUAAACCAAUUUUACUCGGGGUCGUAUACUUAUGUCCAGAAAUGCAUGCAAUGGCGAAAAUGACGAAAAAUAGCCAGAGGGCUGACAAUUCAAAUAGUAUGCCAAAACGACCUUGAAGAGUGGCGAUUUUGGCGAAAUUGACGAAAAUGGCAAAAUUUUGCCAGAGGGCUGGUGAUUCGACGUUACUGAAUUGCUUGUUUGUAUGAUGCAAUUAUAUAUAGGAGGAGAAAAACGUCGAUGCAAUACUGGUAGAAUAUCAAAACGAACUACGCAAAGAACACAGUGCAAAGACUGUUUCCACAUCUGAAGCUCGUCGGAGCAGGUAUGCUCUUCAAGCUCAAGCUGCUUUUAUGAGCAAAUCUUAAAGUCCAUUCUACAGAAAAUGCCACUGAAAAGGUCGAAUUAUACUGGAAUGGAGAUCAUAUCACCUAACCAGAAAAAAAUCUGAACCUAAAUAAAGUCUAUGUAAUUAGGUAGAAAGGGAUUGUAGGUAUAAGUAGGGGGCAGUUACGGCGAGUUAAGUAGGUAGGGAGCAAUUAGGUGCAAAGCAAGCUAAAGCAAGCGAGUUAGCCGAAAACCGUCAUUUCAACUAGCGCGCAUUUGGAUGAGCAUUAAUUACAGUUCUUCUGUAAUUUUAAUUCCUUCCAAAACUUCACUUGCCCGUCGGGCAAGUUAAGGACAGAAUUCAUUAGCCCAAUUGCAAAAUCCAAUAGCCACGAGUUAUUGGACACUAUUGCUUUCUAGGAAAGACGAGGGUUGAAGUAGUUAAGUAGGUAGGUAGGUGUGAAGUUAGGUACCCAAGUAAAGGACUUACGUAGGUAGGUAGUGGGUAGGCAAGCAGGUAGGUAGUGGGUAGGCAAGCAGGUAGAGAGAUACGUUAUACAGGUAGGUAGGUAGAUCGGUAGGUAGGCAGGCAAGUAGGCAGGUAAGUUAGUACGUAUUGCAAAAGCAAACCUAUUUUAGUUAAUAGCAAACAUACGCUAAUAGUUCUUGAAUAGUAAACUAAUAAAAGUAAGUUAUAUCAUUUUAAUAUGACCAUUGCAAAAGCAUACCUGGAUAAUAACAGUGUAGGUAGAUAGGUAGGUAGGUAGGCAGGCAGGUACGUACAUAAGUACGAAGGAAUGGCGAUAGGUAGGUAGGUAAGGUACGCAGACAGGUAGCAAAUAAGGUAGGUAGGUACAAGACGAACCCACAUUUUUUGUUUUUGUUGAGGGAAGGAAUUCACUGUGAUGUUUUCCCUCUCCGCAACAUUAUAAUCACCGUACGCCUCUGCCGUGUCCGACAAAUGAUUACUUUGUAUAUACAUUAUAUUGUAACUGGCUCAUAUUUUUUUAAAAAUAUAGGAAAGGGAGAACUGUAGAACUACCAAAGACACUACAGGAUCUUUAUGAUAUGAGAUCUCGCCCAGAAGGUCAUAUAUGCGAAUUGAGAGGUCCUCCAAACUCUAAAAAAGUUCAUGGAUUUAUUGAAAUACCCACCAUUAAGGAAAAAGUGUUUUUUCACGAAUUUGUGUCUGGCAUACCAAAGCGAGAACUUAUCAAUUACCAUCUGGAAGCAAAAGUUCAGUUCAGCGUAGAUAAGCGGGAGAGAGGCUUCUACGCGAAAGAUCUUUACGUCAAGGUAUGAGUGCAUGACGAUGAUAGGCAAUACCUUUAGAAACCAUUGUCCACUUCAAAACGAUCUUGACAGCUGGCAACGACCUACAUAGAUGCUUAUGAUUCUUGCUCUGUUGUUACAGUCAAAGCGUGUCAAGCGUUCCUGUCGCUAGUGGACUUAUACAAAUUCAUGAAUGGAAAAAUGAGUCGGUUAAUCCGUUCACAAAUUGAAUAAUCCAAUAGUCAAAUUAGACCUCGAUUCAAUAAUCAAAUGUUGAUUUGGUUUAUGAACAAAAUCUACCUUGUCUGUUGUGGUCAACACCUUCCCUUUUCCUACCGUUUACGAUUGCGUUUUUCAUUGCCUUUAAUCAAAAAGUAACUGCUAGAAGAGGUCAGAUCUGUUGCACUGAUUACUAGCAGCAACAUGGCGUACAUGUAACAGUUUGUUUGGGUUUGAACUUCAGAACUCGCCCGCACUCGACUCUUAGAAAAAAAGAAGAAAAAAACAAAAUUCUGAGGUCGAGCUGUGGAAAGUGUAGUUUUUCAAACAACAGUAAUCGAAUCAACAUUCGAUCAUUGAAUCGAGGCUGAAUAUGAAUAUUUGAUUGUUCAUUUUAUGAAUGGAUUAUGGCAUCAACAAACGAAAUCAAUUUUCCAUUAAUGACUUCAUUAGUUCGUUAAAGGGGCUGUGUCACGGCAGUCCUGUUCAUUUUGUUUAAUUUUGCCAAUUACUCGCCCUCAAUCGCUAUGGAACUUAACGUAAGCAAAGAAAUUACAUGUAAAUGACAAAAUCAGAGAUCCGAGACAAACAAAUAUGUCUCCUGAGCAUUAUUUUUGAAGUUGCAAGCAGCGGGGAUCGACUUUGAAAAACUGUUAGUCUGAACAGUCUUCAAAAACCCUAAUUUCAGUCCUUUCAAUCGUCUUCAGUUUUGCCCAUCCGUGCAUCUGUUGUUUUAACCUUCCUUUAAAUUUUUAAGCGGCUAUUUUUAUGUUUCUCUUAAUUAAACGGGCAUUUUGUAAUUUCCUAAUUUAGCUGAAUUUCGUGACACAGCGGGAACGCUUGACCUGCUUUGACUGUAAAUUAGUCCCUAAAGUGGUUUCCCGUGCCUUUGUAACACGUAUUUAAUCUGACCUGGUUUUGUGUUCAUUUAUUAAAAACGUGGAAUUUACUUUCCCAUAGCCCCCCGAGACGAAGCAAGUGCAGUGCCAUUGUGGAUGGGAAGAUGCAGUUGGAAAGGGAAUUAAAGAAGGUUUCGUUGGUGUUUUGAAAAGGCGAUUUGGUUUCAUAACCAAAGAAUAUCCGAGAGAACCAAAUCCUAAAGGAAUUUACUUUCACGAGUUAGACCUUAAGGAUUAUUCAAUCGCGCAGUUAAACAUUGGCGACAGAGUACAUUUUGUGGUUAAUCAGAACGACAAGGGAUGUGUCGCGCAGCAGAUUGAUGUACUUAGGGUAAAGGCAAUUUUGAUGACUUUGUGUCUU
Molecule: messenger RNA, 29938 nt
Organism: Porites lobata
Lineage: Eukaryota; Metazoa; Cnidaria; Anthozoa; Scleractinia; Poritidae
Source: the annotation of a GenBank genome assembly